AAAGGAGGCGACGGAUAAGAAGAAGAAAGAGAAGGAGGAGGAGGAGGAGGAGAACGAAGAAGUCGCCACGAAAUCAAACGUGUGCACCACGACGAGGAGCAGCGGACUGGUAAGAACUAGUUUCGUCAAGGUCUGGUACAGAAUUCGUGCUUUGAAUAAUAUCACCACCAUCGGUCCCGUCGGCUAUUUGAUCAUUCACGACGUAAAACCCGCACACCUUCCGAUCUCCUGCACCCAUGAUACCGGCUACGAUGAACACGCUAAAGCUCGACUUGGAAAGGAAGAAAAAAUCCGAGGAGCGAUCCUUCCUCAGUUCCUACGACUCUCUAUCGUCGUCGUCGUCGUCGUCGCCGCCGUCGUCGUCGUCGUCGUCGUCAUCGGAAGACGAACAGCUCGCAGGCGACGAAGAAAACGAACGCACGCGGCAAAAAGGAGGCGAGGAAAGUGACGGAAGGAGGCCAAUGGCGGAGCAAGAGAGAAAAGUUUCCGAUGGAAACAACGGGGAGCUUCUGCUGCCUUGGAAAGUCGAGGUUCGGGACGAGAUUCAACCGCGAACACUGAUCGAAGAAAUAUCGGAAUCUAAACAACAAUAUACUACUGAUGAUGUAGGAAGAAAAUCGCACGAGGAACAAAUUUUGAAUAAUUGUAAAAAUAUACACGAUCCACGAUCCAGCGAUUGUAUGCUCGAUAGGAAAACUGCUGAUUAUAGAAAAGUAAUAUUGAAAUCACAGAUGGAAAAGGAAAAGACGGCGGAUCCAGAAAAAUCGAUCAAUGACAAUAAUGAAACAAAUGAUCAUAAAAACGAGAGAAUAUCUACCUGUUCAGUAUCGUGUGACACGUCGGAUUUAAAACAGACAUUAGAAGAAGAUAAGUUCGCAAAUACAGUCAUCAACAUGAGAGACGAUACAUCGAGUAAAAAUAACAAGAGCUAUCACAGAAAAAGCAAAGAAUAUCCGUUCGGUUCUAAACUUAGCAGUAUCCGAGAAGAGAUGAGAGAAUUCUGCGACAGUAUGGAUAGGUUUGUUGACGAAAACAGGAUAGUGUUCAAGAACGGCGAGGUGGAAGGAUUCUGGGGCGAGAGAAAGAUGGUGGAUGAGAAUUUGCAAACUGAUUUUGUUGAUGAUAGGAAGAUUCAAGAAACCGGGAUCAAGGUUUCCGCGAGCGAGGAAGAUAAACUGCGAUGGUGGAGUAUCAAGGAAAGAAAACUGAAGGUCAAGGAGACUCUAAAGAAACGAGAGGACGAAGCAGAGAAAAACAAAGUAGAGGUAGAAGAUACCGAAAAAUUCGAUUGCUGUUCAUCGCAAGAUAGAAAACAGCCGAUUGAUACUACGAAUAAUUUUCAAGAUAUCUAUGACAUGGUGACACUGAAGACUUAUCCAUCGAGUGUCCUUCCGGAUUCGACAGAAGUAUAUUCCAUAAAAGAUGCGGAAAAUUAUGACUGCGAGAAACCUAUAAAAAGACAAGAACAAUCGGGUGGAGUGUUCAGCAGUCUCUUUGCUGAAUUGAGAAAUCGGGACUGUGUACAAAAAAUACACAAGCCGAAAGUUUCAGCCGAAUUAAUGGUUCUAGAAGAAAGAUCGGAUUACGAAAAAACAGCCAUCGAUACGAAGAAUAAGAGUGUCUCUACCCUCAUCAAUAUGGAAGGUCUUGUUGAUUGCAAUGAACAACAUUUAAAUGAAACUAUUGCAGAGGAGGAUAAUUCUUCUCCGAAAAUCGAAAUUUUGGAAGACAAAGUUAAUCAUUUUUCGGUUGAAUCUUACGAAGGGAAGAGAAACAUUGAUGAAUCCGACGACGAUUCCUUUAAGACAGCAACGUCCAUUCAAGAAGAUUUACAAGUUUCGGAAGGCAAUUAUGAACCAUCAGAAGUUUUAAUUAAUAUGGAAAAUAAUUGUAACAAAAUCACCGAUUCAAUUAAAGUAGAUAACCAAUGGAAGGAAAUAAUUUUAAAUAAGGAACAUAACGACGUGAUUUGUGAGGAUGAGAAAAUCAAUAAUAAAUCAGAAAAAUGUGAUACAAUCGAGAUAUCAAAGCAAGAAUUUUCAACUGAGCAAUCUAAUUCCCAAAGGAAAUCGCUCGUUCGAACGAUGGAUCGUUUUUCCUUAGAAAGAACAAGUCACUCUUCAAAACUGACAGGUAAAAGAAUUCGCGAGGCGGAAGAUAUCGAGGUUAGCAACAAGAAAUCUUUCCUGAUCGAGGAAAUAAAUCCCGGAAAGAAACCGGAGGAACGCAAAUCUCGUAACCAAAUUUCUGAGAGAUGCAGACAGCAUCUGAUACAAGAAACGAAGAAAUUCGCGAGGAAAGUAUCGCCGUUGAUCGACAAAUGCAUAACAAAUCUGAUAAAAGAGACGGAAGAUGCAGGCGAAAAAUUGCAAUGUCAUAAAUAUUAUAAUCCAAGUCUCGAAGAGCACUUGCCAUUCGGUUGCGUUUCGAAGAUGAAUCUUAGUAAACUCGCGGGCAAUUUUGGUGACAAUUGUGACAAUAAAUCUAACGAUAUGACAAAUGUAUAUCCCGAAAAACAAGAAUUACUGACGGAACAAACGAUCAAUUCGCAAUCCGCCGUGUCAGCUAGUCAUUCUGAUAUUCAGUCGCUUGCCAAUCUUUUACGACAAUCCGAGGACUGUAAGUCGGAGUCACCGGCAAUGAAUGCCAAUGUAUCAUUUUACAAAGAAUUUUGCGAUCAUCUACAUGAAUUAGAGAGCAGAAAGAAAUUAUUGAUCAAGCCAGAUUUUGUAAUGGACAAUCAAGAAUCGAAGGAAAUAUUACCUGAUAAUAAAUUACUAAAGAAACCGCUGAUUGAGGUGAUUUCUAAAUGUUCUACAACGUCCGAAGAACAAACUUGCGAGCAAAAAGGAAUUGAAGAACAAUCACAUACCAAUUCACAAACUAUUUCCCAACAAACAGAUGCUGUCUUCAAAAAAUCCGAAGAGACGGUUGAGAUAUCUGAUGAUUUUGAAAACUGUAUUAAUCAAGAAAGCGCAGUUAAUUCGAAAGAAGAAAUCAAGAUUGUAACAUUAUGUACAGCAGUAAACACAGAAUGCAAGGAAGAACGUGUAUUGCCGAACGAGGAACGCAAAACCGUCACGACAAAUAUGAAAAAGAGUAUAGAGAUGCAAGUUGCACAGGACAAUUAUAAUAGAAUUAAUUAAAGUUUUACUAUAUUAUUGUUAAAUAAACAAAUGCAGUUAAUGCACUUGAUCGAGGACAAAUAUUAAAACUAGGAACGAACUUUACUUUUUAGUAAGUUUUCGCAUGAUUGAAGAAUCUGUUAUAACAGAUAUAACGUUCAUUAGUUUAAGUUCAUAGAAUGUUCAAUAUUUCUCUUGCUUUUCUCUCUGAAAUAAAUAUGUUACUUUC
This is a messenger RNA of Vollenhovia emeryi, 3354 nucleotides long. RefSeq names its product probable GPI-anchored adhesin-like protein PGA55. The record is from RefSeq and is a predicted model, not a curated record. NCBI's taxonomy places the organism in Eukaryota, Metazoa, Arthropoda, Insecta, Hymenoptera, Formicidae. The transcript is spliced from 5 exons. Bases 237 to 3146 code for a protein of 969 amino acids.